AUGGACGAGAAGAAAGACACGAAGAAGAAGAGGGUCUCGUUUGCACCUGAGCCUCAAGUGACAUACAUAUACCCCGAGGAGGAGAACAAGGGUGGCAAAGGUGCUGAUUCGGGAAUGAUGAGCGAGGAUGAGAUUUCUGUGGAGCUGACUGUAGACCACCUUCGGACGGGGGAGCAGCAGAACGGUGCAAGGGAGAACUUCCUCAGCACGGGGCUUGAUGAUCUGAUGGAUGAAUGUGCGAGCAGCUGCAGCACCAAGGACGGGAUUGCCACGAAGGAGAAUGUUUGUAAUGAGGGGGGAAUGGAGAAAGGUUUCCUCGAGGAGGAGGGGAGCUGUACGCAGAUAGAGAUUCCCGGGGAAUAUGAAGAGGAGAAAGAUAUGAAGAGAGGGGACGGCAAGGAGGAUACUGUAUGGAGAGAAGAUGCCCUGAAAAACGAGGACGAGGUGUUUGAAGACACUCUAAUUAGCAACGAGACGGUUAAUGUGGAAGAGAUUAUAAACACCCAGGAUCUUAGGAAGAUUAUUCCGCAGGCCAAGAAAGAGGCUGUAAAUGUUUCUGAGCUGCUGGUUUCGAAGGGGAUCCGGUUUCUCGACAGCCUUGUGGUGUCGAACACAAGAAGAGACACGAUGUCGAAGUCUCUGAAUGAGGUGCACCCCAGGCAGGAGAAGUUUUACGAGAGCUUUCUAGAGCCGAGGACACGUUUUUUCCUUGAGUUCAGCUCUGAGCUUGAGGAGAGGAUGGCCCGGCAGGAAAAGAUAAACGGCGAGCUUGAGAGGGACUUCAGCAUUUCUGGGACUGUUUUUGAAAGAGAGGAUGCCUCCAGCCAGCUUAGGAGCCUGAAGACGGAGUGUAGGAUGAGGGCGAAGAUUGAGUGGUACGAGCUUAGGAAGGAGAAGGAGGUUGAAUUCAACAAGGAGGUGACUGACAGGAGAAACAGCCUUGCUAAGGAGUACAACAGCCUGUCUGAGAGGCUGAGAGAGGUCUCUGAACUUGCUGAGGAGAAGAGAGGCUGCAACGAGAAGAUGGAGGAGCACAUAAGUCGGAUAAAGAGCAGGGUUGGAGGGGACGGAGAGGGCAAGCACCAAAAGAUCUCUGAAUUGAAGGCGCUGAUAAAUGAACAGGAGGAUGCAAUUGAAAAUGCUAGGAAGGAAGUGAGAGAGCUUGAGGAGGAGAGAACAAGGAAGCAGGCUGAGAAGCGUAUGCUGAGGGAGGCGCUGGAGAAGAUUGAGGGCGAGGUCGAGGAGCUUGAGAAGACGCUGAAGGCCCAGAACGUAACUGAGGGGCAGCUGAAGGAGGCAAGGCAGGAGUUCCGAACGAUGUGUGCUGUCUUUGGGGUAGAGAUGUGUAGGGUUGAUGCUUCUGAGGUUAGGCUGAAGCUGCCGGGAUACAGACUCAGGAUAUGUUUGGAAGAAGGCUUUGUGAUAAGCUCUGUUGAGGGUGUCCCGCUCUGCGACAUGAAAGGGCCAGGGCUUCUGUACCACUACUUUGGAAGGUACUUUGGAGGAAUAGGGCUUGGCUUUUUUGAGGGCAUUAGAGGCAUUGCGUCUGUAUCAGCAGUGGCGUCUAGCAUACACAAAGAGGUAGAAGAAAUAAAGAGACACCACGAAGUUGAGUGCCAUCUCAAUGAGGAAGGGGUUCUUGUCAGGAUACUGGCGCUGGAUGUGGCGAGGUGCACCAAGCACGAGGUUGCUGUCAAUAUAAGAAACGGAUUUGAGUGCCUGGUUCAAUGCGAAGGCAAGAGCAAAGCAUAUGACCUUAGGAAGGACAUCGGCGUGGUGUCGAGGUCUGUCGAGGAAGCACUUGUAAAUCUCUGA
Messenger RNA from Encephalitozoon hellem ATCC 50504, 1815 nucleotides. RefSeq lists its product as uncharacterized. Bases 1 to 1815 code for a protein of 604 amino acids. Lineage: Eukaryota; Fungi; Microsporidia; Unikaryonidae. The record is from RefSeq and is a predicted model, not a curated record. The transcript has a single exon.